UCUAUCUUUGCAAGGCAGUCGCUAAAGUCCUUGUAGGAACACCAUUAAAAUCCAAAUAUCGAUUUCGAUGAGAAGCUCUCCCAAGGACAGUUAAUGCCAAACUACCUUGGACAUGUUCGAAGUUCCGACACACAUAUCCCCCAAAUUGCUAUUCGGAACAACAGAAAUCAUCGGAGCUAUACCAGUAACACGAUUAGGAGCAGGGAAAGAUGCUAGUACUUCUUAUUAUGGUACGGAUAAGAAAACCUCCUUAACGCACCUAGCACCGCAAUUCUCUCUAUCUCUUGAAGAAGAUGUGAAUUUCACUACUUAUCAGAAAUGUCGUCCAAAACGACAGCAGGUCCAGCUUUGUUCUGAUGUGCUAUUUUAUCGAAAAUUUCUCACAAAGCAACAACCUUGUGGGAUCUGCGAAAGACCUUUGAGCGUCUUUGAUUACAAUGCCGUCCUUCCAUGUGCUCACAUAGUGCAUGUUUGUUGCUAUGAAGAAAAGCUCCUGAAUCAUCGAAAGUGUACAAAGUGCGAUGGCAUCCAAAUGAACAAGAAGAGACUUGUUGAUGAAUUCAUCAAAUUUAUCUGCUGCUUAUAUGCAUACAAAUAGAGUCACAUUAUCUUUCUUUGUUAGUUCUACUUCAAAACACCAUUGC
Messenger RNA from Cylicocyclus nassatus, 644 nucleotides. Lineage: Eukaryota; Metazoa; Nematoda; Chromadorea; Rhabditida; Strongylidae. The record is from the annotation of a GenBank genome assembly.